This is a messenger RNA of Penicillium cosmopolitanum, 1854 nucleotides long. RefSeq lists its product as uncharacterized. The record is from RefSeq and is a predicted model, not a curated record. The coding region runs from base 1 to 1854 and encodes 617 amino acids. NCBI's taxonomy places the organism in Eukaryota, Fungi, Ascomycota, Eurotiomycetes, Eurotiales, Aspergillaceae. The transcript has a single exon.
AUGGUCUCUUCUCGUGGAUUGGACCCUUUAGAAAUUCCUCGAUGCAUCUUCUGCCAAGGCAGAGCCCAGAGUUUGAUCCAGGCCCCCGUUAGUGAUUCAAGCAAAACCACUGACAAUGGCCAUCCCGCACAAGACCAGGAGCAACCCGAACUCAAUAAUGCCUCUGAGGACACCGCAAUGACCGACAGGGAUGCUGGGCAGGAAGAUUUGCCGGCUUUUGAGCUUUACACAGCAUUGCUGGGUGAAAUCCCAGGGCUGUGGGAUCUCAUCCCAAAGCACCUGGAUGAAUGGAUCAAAGACAUAUACCAAAGUUCUGGUCGCUGGAUGAUUUUUAUCGAAAGGCUAGAGCGUAUUCAAAAACCAACCACCGAAGACAAGCUCUGUCGAGCGCUUGCGCUACGUGGUCUAGCGCUUCAAUUCUCAAUUUUCGAGAGUCACUGCAUUCCAAGAAGGAACAAGAAAAGAGAUGGAAAAAUCCCUAAAUUUGUGAGGGAUCACCUUUGUGCCCCUGAAAAGGAAAUUAAAAGGAUAUCUCAUUAUAUUCAAGCCGGUCAAAAACAUCUCAAGAUUGAAGAGGCUUUCCGGCACGAACUGAAACAAAGACAGAGUAUCUACGCCGGGGAAGCCUAUUCUGGAAGAGGUAUAUCUGCUCUAACCGCCUUGGCCAUUACACCGUUCAGAAACUUGCAGUUGGGUGAAAUCCCGAGAUUCGUGGAGAAAUUCUUCGCCAAUGGCGCGAAAAUAAAACUGCGCCUCCCUUUCCCGUUGAUAGGGCCAUCAAAGUCCAUCGAAAAGGAAUUCUGCCUCUUGGAGGUUGUGGAACGGGCAUCCAGAUGGUUCACCGAAUUACAAUCUUGUUUUCUCAACGUGACGAUUCCUGGAGAUCGUUGUAAAAGAAGACGACUCUCGUCUUACAGAGCUGAUACACCUUACACUAUGUCAGCGAUGUGUGGCUCAGUCUCUACGAGUGAAGUAUUAGGAAGCUUGUCUGGACCUCAGAAUGUUCAGCCUGGGGAAGUACUUCAUAUCAGUGACCCAAAUCUCAAUGAUAUCGAGAUGUCACAUUUCCAACCACCGGCAAUCGAUGCGCCAUUUCAAUUUGGCAGUUCCGACCAUUCAACGUCAUACUUUGCAAGAGACGAGUUAUUUGGCCUUGCUUCAAAUAGCAUCGUGAGCCAGACCGGCGAAACCAAUGAGGCCAAUGCGACUAUGGAAGAGACAACAGGCUUUGACCCGUUAUCAAGUGUUGCGCUGUUCACAUUCCCUCUUGACAGCACUCUGGACCAAACUGGCGAGAUGAAUGGGGCGAAUGCGGCUAUGCAAGAGACAACAGGUCUUGACCCAUUAUCAAGUGAUGCGCUUUUUAUCUCUCAGAUCGACAACAUUCUGGACCAGACCGGCGAAAUAGAUGAGACCAAUGCGACUAUGGAAGAGACAACAGGCUUUGACCCGUUAUCAAGUGUUGCGCUGUUCACAUUCCCUCUUGACAGCACUCUGGACCAAACUGGCGAGAUGAAUGGGACGAAUGCGGCUAUGCAAGAGAAAACAGGCCUUGACCCAUUAUCAAGUGAUGCGAUUUUUAUCUCUCAGAUCGACAGCACUCUGGACCAGACCGGCGAAAUAAAUGAGACCAAUGUGGCUACGCAGGAGACAAAACCAUUAAUAAGUGACAACAGAACCGGUCAGUCUGUCCAGGCCGAGCAGGAGACGGCGAAGAAUAUUUUGUCUGCUCUAUUCCCCGAUUUUCAAAACGACAGUAUCUCAAGUGAGGCCGGACAAAUGCCUUUGACCCCUCACACCACAUCUUCCGAUAGUGUCAUCGUACAGGCUGGCCACAAUGUUAUAACCGUAUAA